Parasteatoda tepidariorum (common house spider) is the source of this 2171-nucleotide messenger RNA. RefSeq names its product ADP-ribosylation factor-like protein 4C. Gene Ontology annotation, molecular function: GTP binding; GTPase activity. The record is from RefSeq and is a predicted model, not a curated record. NCBI's taxonomy places the organism in Eukaryota, Metazoa, Arthropoda, Arachnida, Araneae, Theridiidae.
GCAGCCAGUUCUGUCUGGAGCGAUCAAAUCUAUGUUUUCCCCUGAUCCCGGACGCUAUUCCAGAGGAUUUUUUUAAAGUAAAUAAUAGCAACCAAUUUUUUUUGUAAACAAAUAAUGCAAGAGCUUGAUAUUGUUAAAGGAUUUUAUGCUGUUCCCAAUAGUUAUGUUAUGGUUAAAAGUUAUUUGCAAAGAAAAUAGAAGGCGAUAAUAUCCAGGAAUGAUAAAGCAUAUGGAUAAAUUUCUGCUCUACUUUUGAGUUUUGAUUGCAAGAGCAUUUAUAUUCGGAAAAAAUGAAGGUGAGACUUAUAUCCCCACCCCAAACUAAUAACACAACACAAAAUAUUUAGCCAUUGCUUUUGUUCUACUCAUUUCGGCAAAACGGAUUUGCUAAAAAUAGAGCAAUAUUUAAAAUUUUAUUAUUUAUCCAGCGAGAAAAACCAAUUUAUUUCCAAAAAUCAUGAAUUUAAUGAAACUUCUGAAUAAACUACAUUUCUAAAUAACUCCUCUAUUUAUAAAAUAACUUUUCUGCUCCUGUUAUUAAUGAAAAAUGUAUGUUUUUUAUCCUUUUUCGAAAUUAGAUAAGUGUUAGCUUGUUUGAUGGAAAACAACAGAGGGUCAAUAGACUAUUUCCCCCCGAAACUGUGGAAGUGCAUAGAAUUUACAUCCUUUUUUUAACGAACGCUCUGAUUGCUUUAGAAACUGUUCCUUUCCAAAAACGUCCGGUAAUUGUUUUCCAAAAGUAGAUUUCAUAGUCUAGUCAGAUCCUCACAAAAUAUGCCAUGUUUGACUUUGUAAUUGUAAGUUAAUAUCAUUAUGCAUUUUAAGUUGAGACUUUUGCAGAAGAAUGACUCUAUUUCACUUCUUCAUUUACUACAAAAGUUGAAAGAAGACUUAAGAAGUUUUACUUACCUUUUAAGUUUGCAUUAGACGCAUUGAUAACAUACUUGGAAACUGUACAUUUGAACAGUCUCAGCUCAGAACAAAGAGUGUAGUUAAUACGGAAAAUUGAAAAAUUUAAUUAAUAUGCGUGAACAUCAUUUACUCCAACGAACAUCAAGGCUUUAGGUAGUUUUUUAGUGGAGAAAGAGGAAAGUAAUUACAACAAACGUGAUCUUUGUUUGGUAUUUAUAAUUCAGUCGACGUUUCCAAGCUGUGAUACUUUUAAUUUUUCAUCUUAAAUAAUAAUUCCUUGUUAAUUAAACUUGUUCUCUUGAAAAUGCACAUCGGCGAAAUGUUAACAAUGUUGAGUUAGCGCCUACCUAAAGCAUGGGAGCCACUGUUGGAAAAGGAGCUGCUCUUCUAGAAAGUCUUCCUCCAAAUCAAAGUCUACAUAUUGUAAUGCUAGGCUUAGACUCGGCGGGCAAGACAACAGCACUUUACCGUCUAAAAUUUGAUCAGUACCUAAAUACAGUGCCAACAAUUGGAUUCAACUGUGAAAAAAUUAAAGGAACCACUGGGAAAGCUAAGGGAACAAGUUUUCUUAUUUGGGACGUAGGAGGACAAGACAAACUCAGACCUCUGUGGCGAUCUUACACGAGAUGUACUGACGGAAUAGUUUUUGUACUGGACAGUGUUGAUGAAGAAAGACUAGAAGAAGCUAGAAUGGAGUUGAUGAGGAUGGCCAAAGCACCUGAAAAUCUUGGUGUGCCCGUUUUAGUGCUUGCCAAUAAACAAGACUUACCUGGUGCAAAGGAUGCCAAGGAAAUUGAAAAAGUUUUGGGACUGAGUGUUGAACUUGGAGCAGCACAUUUGUGGCACGUGCAGCCAUCCUGCGCUAUUAUUGGCGAUGGACUGGAAGAAGGUCUAGAGAUAUUAUAUGAAAUGAUUUUAAAGAGACGUCGGCAAUUAAAGCAAGCUAAGAAGAAGUUUAUUUAAGUGUGUAAUUCGUUGCUCAUAACAGCUGGCGCUGUUAUGGUUUUAUGUUUCAUUUCCAUGCUUUUGGCUUUCUGGAUAAAUUUUAAUGAAAUUUCUUAGAUGGUGAGCAUAUUUUUUAAUAUUUUAAAAAAUUAAGCAUAUACAAGCUUUCUGUAAAUCAUACAUGAAUGUUGAUAUUUUUAACCAUUUUCGUGUCCUCGCAUGUUAUGUAAUAAAAUCAUAAAGUUGCGAAAGGUCUUAAACUCAUGAAUAAAUCACAAUUUUAUAAUUUAACAUCACAAACAGUUUAAAGAAAA